UUGUUGACGUAUAAAGCAAAAUAACAAAAAACUUGCUUCAAUUCAAUCGGCAACAAGAUUUUGGUCUUUCCUUUUACCCCUUUGUCUUCUCAUUCUCUUCUUCUUCACAAUCAAACUCCCCAAAUUUCUUUUCAAUUACGUUUCUCCAUCAAUUUAGCUUCAAAACAACCCUAAAUUCACUUCAAAACUCCACAAUCAUCGUCACAAAUCUCUUGCAUUCUCUUAAUUUACAACGUUGAAUUUCACCCUACAUAACGCAAGAUGGAUUGAGAUUGCUUAGCGAACAAAACCCUAAUUCAGAGCUAUGGAAGAACCUCAAGAAGUUCAUACAGAUGAGAAUAGAGCUCUUCAAGAGAAGAAACCGAAGAGAAUUGUCAAGACACGAGCUCAAAUUGCAGCCCUAGAGAACUUCUAUAACGAACAUAAAUAUCCCAACGAGGCAAUGAAAGCAGAACUUGCAGAGUCAAUAGGAUUGACGGAAAAACAAGUUUCUGGGUGGUUUUGUCACAGGAGAUUAAAGGACAAAAAACUACCAAAUGAUGAAGUGGGCCUGCACGGAAAACAAGAUCGGUCAAGUGGUGUCAUACAGGAUCGUGGCAGUGGACUCAGACAAGAUUCAUGCGGCAGCACUAAACAAGGGGAUAACAAACAUUAUGAUUUAAAAGAAGUUGAAAGUAAAAGAUUUACAACUGAACGCCUACCGGUAGAAGUUCCGUUUGACCAUGGAAGUCAACAUAACAAUAUCAUGAACAUGGAGGAUGAUGAUCAUGAUGGUGACGACGAUGAUGAUGACACAUCUUCGGGAAGUAGCUCACCGUUAAAGGAUAAUUUCCAUCAUCAAAAUGUGGACCGAUUAGGUACAUUAGCAUCAAAAUAUCCAACUCUCGACGAUUUAAAAAGUGUAAAGGUCAGGGCCGGCCCAUCAGGAUAUUUAAAGGUGAAAGGUCAGGUAGAGAAUGCGGCAAUCACAGCUGUCAAAAGGCAAUUGGGAAGGAAUUAUAAAGAGGAUGGCCCACCACUUGGUAUUGAGUUUGACCCACUUCCUCCUGGUGCAUUUGAGAACCCGGUCAAACUUCCAGUCAACCAACCCUACUAUGUCGGAGACCGCACUGCACUUCAUCCACUGGAGGGAUCUAAAACUUUCCAACUUCCUAAUGGAAGCAAGAUGCACGAAAGAUACAAUCCAAAGAGCUAUGAUCCCAUGGAUUUAGAUGAAUCAGCAGGUUUAGAGAUAAGACAUGCAUCCAAGUUAUACGAAAAAAGUCAAUACAAGUCAGCACCUCCUAUUUCUAGGCAUAGUAGACAUUCUCUAUCUGAUCGGAGUUUGCAGAUGGCGGUAUUAAACGAUGAUUCUGCUGGAGAAACGUCUGUCCAUGACCGCCAAUUUCAGCCGAGAAUAAAACAUGGUCCAGGAGUAACUCGGCGACCAGAUUCUUUAUCUAAUCAUCAUCUAACUGGCUACGCAAAAAAUUUCGAUGGUAAGAAAGCAGAGAGUUACAUACGUAACGCCCCUCCAAAGGUUAAUUAUAGAGACCGUGUUGAACCUUUGACUUCGGAUUUCUCGUUCAAGCGUGGUGAAGUUCUUCAACUUGAGGACGGAGGGCUGUCCAGAAAGGCACCUAAGGAUGUCGAAUUUAAUAGAGAAAGAAGAGGAAUCGAUGAAUACUCCAAACUGGUUUCUCCAAAAAUUCGUCCCGGAAAUGAAAUGAGGGUUACUAAGAGAAGUAGGGGCGAGUUCAUGCAUCCGAGGAAAGAGGUGUUGGUUGACUUUCCUCCUAUAAUCAACAAGACUAAAAGGUCAACUGCGCAGAUGACCUCUAGUUUUAGUGAUGAUGAAACUGCGGAAACUACUUCUUCAGGUGAUUGAGAAGUUAUCAUGACAUGAAAGUUAUAUCUAGUUGUUUAAUAGUUUAAGGUCUGGGAGGCCGAGGUUUGAAGUUGAAACUGAUCUAUCGAGCUGCUUGAUUUUUCCUUUUGAAGAUGUAUAUAUCAUCGGGUUUUGUCCAAAUCCAUGCUUAUGAAGCUUGAUUGUUUAAUAUUAUAUGUGGACAUAACUUCAUGAUGUUCAUUUGAAGCCUUUUUGUUUAACGGUCAACAUGCUGAUGAAAGUAGAAAAAGAUGAAGCUAUGUGCAACUUAUAUUGCAUGGUGUACCAAAAGUUGUGUUAAAGAUAUGGGAUAGACUACAUUUUAGCAUUUAUUAUUGUGGCAAUGCUUGGUCUGGUU
Molecule: messenger RNA, 2225 nt
Organism: Helianthus annuus (common sunflower)
Lineage: Eukaryota; Viridiplantae; Streptophyta; Magnoliopsida; Asterales; Asteraceae
Exons: 8
Coding region: 305-1867 (520 amino acids)
Molecular function (GO): DNA binding
Source: RefSeq, a predicted model, not a curated record